Molecule: messenger RNA, 3612 nt
Organism: Lithohypha guttulata
Lineage: Eukaryota; Fungi; Ascomycota; Eurotiomycetes; Chaetothyriales; Trichomeriaceae
Exons: 2
Coding region: 1-3612 (1203 amino acids)
Biological process (GO): DNA repair; proteasome-mediated ubiquitin-dependent protein catabolic process
Cellular component (GO): nucleus; site of double-strand break
Molecular function (GO): protein binding; nucleic acid binding
Source: RefSeq, a predicted model, not a curated record
AUGUCUUACAUUGUACCUAUCCACCGCCCCAGUGGUGCUCGACUCGCUCUGAAGCUCAAUCUUCUUGGGCAACAGAGCGAGGCUUUGGUUGUUGCGAAGGCCAAUCGUCUGGAAAUUUAUACCUUCUCUCCAGAGUCAGGCCUAAUCCUCCUUCACUCAAGAGCUGUCUAUGGCUACAUUAUCAUGCUGGAGGCCAUCUGCCCGAAAAACUCUGCAGUAGACCAUCUCUUCGUUGGCACUGACCGCCAUCAGUAUUUCACCUGUUCAUGGGAUGCCCAGUCCAACGAUCUCAAGACAGAGCAGAGUUAUGUCGACCAGGCAGACCGCACAGCGUCAGACACGAGAAACAACGACAGAGUCCACAUCGAUCCUACGAGACGGUUCAUGACCCUGGAAUUGCUUGACGGUAUAAUUACAGUCAUUCCGCUGGUGCAAUCCACCACGAAAAAACUGCGACGAGACUCGUCUGCCACCUCUCCUGAUGUGCCAGGAACAUUGGGCGAACCUAUUGCCGUCCGCGUAGAAGAGAUCGCAAUCCGGGCCUCGACCUUCGCCGAUACUGAAGAGGAUGACCAGGACAACCCUUCUCUAGCACUGCUCUGGGAGGACAAUCAGAACGAGCCCCAGCUCAAAGUUCUGGAACUAAAGUAUUCCACAGCAGGUGAACAGCCACUUGCCGAGCUACAGACGAAGUUCGAGCUGAGGGAUGCCGACCAACUUGAUAGAGGUGUUUCCCAUAUCAUACCUGUCUCUCAUCCCUAUGGAGGCUUCCUAAUUCUGGGAGAACGAUCAAUAGCCUACACCAACUCCGAACUCAGUCAGUUUUAUACUCAGCCCCUGGGCGAAAGUGCGACGGCUUGGGCAUGCUGGACGAAAGUUGAUGACUUGAGAUGGCUGAUUGCUGACGAUUAUGGAGACUUGUACUUUCUCAUGCUUCUUACCAAGGACAGAGCCAGUGUGAAGAAUUGGAAGUUGGAUCGCUUAGGUCAUGCUUCAAAGGCUUCCUGCUUAAUAUACUUGGAUGAAGGCCUCGUUUUUGUCGGUUCUCAUUCGGGUGACUCUCAGGUCCUACGUAUCCACGAGGGCGGCAUCGAUGUGGUUCAGACCCUGUCAAACAUAGCUCCUAUCUUGGACGUGCAAUUGAUGGAUCUGGGACGAGGUGUCGAGUCUGCCAUGCAGUCAGGCGAAUUCUCUACUGGCCAGGCAAGGCUCGUAACAUGUUCUGGUGCUUGGCAGGAUGGCUCCAUUCGAAGUGUGAGAAGUGGUGUUGGCAUGGAAGAGAUAGGUGAGAUUGCUGAGAUUCCACUAAUUGCAGAUAUGUGGGCUCUAAGCUCAACAAAUCGUAGUGACCAGCACGAUGUGCUAGUCACUUCUUUUGCUACAGAAACGAGAGUCUUCAAGUUUGACGCAGAUGCGGCUGUUGAAGAAGUCGAAGAAUUCUACAGUUUCGAGCUAGCAGAGCCUACGCUAUUAGCAACAAAUCUGCCCGGUCAAAAAAUACUUCAGGUACAUGAUUCAGGUAUGUGUAUAGCCGAUCUCGAUUCAGGUAUGACUGUCUUCCAGUGGAAACCUUCCACUUCGACGGCCCAAAUUACAGGAGCAGCUGCAAAUGGUGCUCAUGUUCUUGUCAUCGAGGAUGGCCGGACUAUACACGUCUUCCAUACCUCCGAUCGGACCGAUGGUCCUACUGCUUCAAAGACUUUCGAAGCUGGUUCACAAAUCUCAGGAGUUGCCAUAUCACAGACGAAUAGCAAUAUAUGCAUAGUCAGCUAUUGGCAAAGUGCUUCCUUAGCCUUACUCGAUCUGCACUCUUUGGAAAUCUUGUCGCAGGAAUCCUUGGGCACACCUGGGAUUGAUGUGCCACGUACCAUACUCCUGGCACAAAUUCUGCCUGAUGGCGCACCCACGUUGUUCGUCUCUAUGGCAGAUGGCACGGUAAUCACAUUCCAAUUCGAUGCAGCUAACCUAGCAUUCUCGAGUAUGACUCGGAUACAGCUUGGCUCAGAACCAGUGUUCCUGAAAGCUCUACCCAGGGCAACAGAGAAUGGCCAGACUCUAAUUAAUAUGUUCGCUUCCUGCGAGCAACCGUCACUAAUAUAUGCUUCUGAUGGCAGAAUACUGUAUUCAGCAAUCAAUUCCGAGCAAGCCGCACGAGUGUGUCCUUUCAACUCGGAAGCAUAUCCUGGUGCCAUCGCAGUAGCAUCGGCCGAUGAUCUCAAGCUAGCAUUGAUCGAUACCACACGAACCACACAGAUACAGACCCUGCACAUUGGAGAAACAGUCAGAUGUUUGGCUUACCAGUCGGAACUGAAAAUGUUUGGUAUGGGCACAAUCAAGCGCACUUUGGAACAGGAUGCAGAGCAACCGCACGAAGAGCUGCACAGUUUCGUAAAGAUUGCAGACGAGAUUACGUUCAAGGACUUGGAUACUUUUGCGCUCGACGAGGGCGAAUUGGUAGAAUGUAUUGCGGCGUUCCCACAGCAAUCCAAAGACGAUGAUCCUGUCGAGGCAGAAGAUCAUGACUCCAUUUUCGUGGUCGGCACCAGUAUUAUGCCAGAGAACGGUGCUGUUUCGAAAGAAGAUCGUGGUCGAAUAUUAGUCUUCACUGCUAACAAUAAGAGGCAGAAGCUAAAGUUGGUCAGCCAAGUCAAGACCAGGGGUGCAUGCCGAAGCAUAGCAGUCAGUGACGGGUUGGUGAUAGCUGGUUUGGUGAAGGUUGUGGCUGUAUUUUCUAUGGCAUUGUCAAACUAUGGCGAGCCUAGCUACGCACUUACUCGGCUGACCACCUAUCGAACCUCGACCAAUCCAAUAUCUCUAUCGGUGCAGCCAGCCACUGAAGACCGCCCAAUGACCAUUGCUGUCGGUGAUCUGAUGAAGUCGGUCUCCAUCGUCAACAUCCUUCCACCAGAUAGCACAGAUGGCAAUGGCUGGGAGACAGAAGAAGUUGCUCGACAUUUUGCAACUCUUUGGACCAGUGCCGUCGCGAAUGUGGCAGAGCGAGAGUGGGCACUCGCAGAUGUAGAAGGAAAUAUUGCUAUGCUGCGGCAAAAUCCGGAUGCCUAUGGUGACGAGGCUCGUCGGCUCGAAGUCACAGGUGAACUACGGCUAGGUGAAGUUGUUAACAAGAUUGUGCCUAUUGUUUCGUCGCAAUCGACAUUUGUAGCGCAAACGUCCGAAAUUGCUAAUAAGGGCAAAGGACGAACAGGCUCGACCACAACGGCUCCUAAGCGUCAAUUUUCUCUGAAGUCUGAAGAUGCUGGCCCACUGAUACGGCCUCAAGCAUUUAUAGCCACGGUCGAAGGCAGCAUAUAUCUGCUAGGUGCUAUCAACCCAACCUAUGUCGAUGCUCUGCUUCGCAUACAAUCUUGCUUGUCAACUCGGGUCCUCGCACCUGGGUACAUGCCAUGGGCCAAAUACAGGGCCUGGAGCACUGAAGUUAGGGAGGUUGACGAGCCUUUCCGAUUCGUCGAUGGCGAGAUGGUUGAAAGCGGGCUUCUGAAUUUACCCGACAACACCCUCAAUGACGUUCUGAGGGAAAGUGGACUGAAUGAGCAGGGUUUGUCUAUCGAGAAGCUGAAGAGUUGGGGUGAGGAUCUGAGACGUCUGUACUAG